Molecule: messenger RNA, 2898 nt
Organism: Ectocarpus sp. CCAP 1310/34
Lineage: Eukaryota; Phaeophyceae; Ectocarpales; Ectocarpaceae
Source: the annotation of a GenBank genome assembly
AUGUCGGGAAAAGAACAACCUCCUGAAGCUCUGACGGGAGAUGAAGCCCCGGACGAACGGGCGGCGGAUGCCACUGCGAUGGAGAAAUUCGCAGAGAGAAAUGGCGAGCUGUACAUGCGGCUUCUGAUGUCGACGUCCGACGGCGCAGGAGGGUUCUCCCGCGCGGCAUCACCGGUGGUACAAGAGUACGGGCCGAUUGGAGAUGCUGAGUAUGGGGAUGGUCGUGCUGCCUUUGUAGCGCUAGAGAAGAAGUACAAGGUGGCGGAGACAGCGCGGGAAAUGCGCAAGGCGGACGAGGCAAUGGUCGCGGUAGCCAAGCUUCCGGUGGAAGCGGUCGAGGACGGCGCCGGGACAAUAGUCAAAAUUCGAAGGGCUUGGGCAGGCGUGGUGCAGACGGAGCCUGAUGACUACAUGCGGGUGCAGAAGGCACCUGUUGCGGCGCUGCCGGAAACGCGCGCCGCCAACAACCCGCAGGCGCAGAAGGUGCCUGGUGCGGCGCAGCUAGAGGAGCGCGCAGCUGGAGUUGUGCAGGUGCAGGAUGAGCCUGCUGCGGUGCUACGUGAUGAUCGCGCCGCUGGUGAUGUGCCGGUGCAGGCGGCGCUUGUGGCAACGGCUCACCUUCAGGCGGAGGAGGCGUCUGAUGGAACAAAGUAUGUCGGGUACACCAAUGUGUUUCAAGUGGAACAGGUGCAUCCCUCCGCUGUUGGAGACACGACUGUAUACACCGAUUCUGCCGCUUCUAGCAACAUGAUAUGCACCGAGCCCCGCCUGUCCAAACAUGUUCGUGAUCCGGUGGACUGCGCCGUGCGUAUCAUCGGGUCGUGUGGUACCUCAAAUGCAACCAAGAAAGGGGCUAACAUCUUGUCGGCUGGAGCUUUGGCCGAGAAGAGGGUGAUGUGUGAUCUAUUGUCGACCCCGCCGGCACUUCGCCAUGACAACCAUGUAUUCCCCAUCUCGACCGCGGUGCGGCGGAUGUACGUCGUGAACGUCAUCAUCGACGACGUCAAUCUGACGCCGCAGGUGUGCCGCACCAAGGUCGACGCUGAUAUGUGGCAUCGUAGAAUGAGUCAUUACCCACGUGCUCUGCAGCAGCUGUCAGACAAUGUGACAACCGAAGUGAAGUUCAACCGGAACAUCGAACUAGGUGACUACGGGGUUUGCGCGGUUGGCGACAGCAAGGAAGGUAGCCACCCCCCGUCGAAUCGCACUCGAGUCACGACUCGGCUUGGGAUUCUGAGCGCCGACGUGUGGGGGCCGCACGNGUUUGGCUUUCUCCUGAAGACGAAAGAUGGGGUGGCGGAGUCGCUCCAAGAGCUUAUCCAGAACGAAGCGGAUCCUUUGGGGACCUGCAUCGGCAAGGUGCACUGCGAUGGCGCAGCAGAGUUUAAGGGCAGGUUCCAUGCGUCGUGUGAGUCCAUGGGGAUCAAGGUGGAUAAUAGCCAUCCCUACGUCCCGCAAGGGAACGCCAUCGCCGAACGUGGACUUGGCACCAUCACCGGAACGGCGCUCAAGCUACUCCUGGGAGCACCGCACCUUCCAGGCCAUCUGUGGGGCCAUGUGUGGGGCGAAGCAUUCCAUACGGCUGUCUACCUCAAGAAUCGCACACCUACGGAGGUUCUGAGCGGAAAGGCCCCACUUGAGGUAUGGGAGGGGAAACCGCUCGGUGACAUGUCGCACAUCCACGAAUGGGGCUCGGUAGCCUAUAAGCAUGAGGAAGCGCGAUUCCGGAACACCAAGCUGUCAGCUAGGGCCAAGAAGAUGUAUCAUGUGGUGUACAACACUAAAAAUGGGACAUACAGGCUGUGGGAACCGGCGGAGCCCCUCAAGAUCACAAACUCCGCUGAGGUGGUCUCCAACGUACCGGAGAGGAUGAAUCUGCAUACGACGGAGGCGCACGAGCGGACCGUGCAUGCCCUGUUGACGGGAAGUGUGCUUGGAAACAUCUGGACUGGUCGCCCCGGUGAGGCGGGCUACAGGCCUGCUGAUCCCGCAAGCUAUGACGCAGCGGUCAACGGCACGGAGGGAGAACUCUGGAGAGAAAGCGUCAGCGACAAGGGAAAGUCGCUGAACAAACAUGACGUGUUCGACUGGGUGGAUCCGCCGAAGAACGCCAAACCGAUCCCGUCUAGGUUCCAUUUCGUGUGGAAGUACAAUCAGGGCGGCGUGGCGGUUCGCGUGAAAACUCGUGUGGUGGUGCAAGGCUUUUACGAAGCUGAUACGGGGGCCGACAAGGCGGCGCCGGUGGCGUCCAUGGAAUCCGUACACAUGGUGUUAGCAGUUGCUGCCCACAACCAUCUCGUCCUGAAGCAAGCGGAUAUCAAGACGGCAUUUCUACAUGCCAGAAUCCCCGAGGAGGCGGAGCCUACAUACAUCAUACCGCCGAAGGGAUUCCCGUGUUCGCCGGGUCAGGCUAAACAAGUCUGGCUUCUCAAGGCGUGGCUCUAUGGCCUGCGCCUCUCCCCGAAGGGAUGGAACGACGAUCAGAAGUCGACUACGGGGAUCGUUCUAUUCCUAGCCGGUGGUCCGGUGGACCGGAGGGCGGCUAAACAACCGCUGGUGGCCGUCUCAUCGGUGGAGGCGGAGUACGUGGCGUUGUCCAAGGCUUGCCAGCUCAUCAUCCCCUUCCGGCACCUACUGAAGACUAUAAGACGUGCCCAAAAGGAGGCAACGGUGCUUUACGAGGAUAACUCCGGGGCUAUAUUGACUAGCGUUAGCUCCAAGAUCACGCCCAGGACCAAGCAUAUUGAUGUCAAGUAUCACCACAUCAGGUCGCUGAUCCAGGAUGGAGUCGUAAAGGUCGAGAAGAUCGAGUCAGCAAUGCAGAAAGCUGGCAUGUUUACCAAGAGUUUGGGUGCUGUGAAGUUCAUCAAGAACCGCAUGAUGCUCCUAGGAGAAUAA